AUGAGACAUCAGGUCACACAUAAAAGUGAGCUCGCCAUUCAGUCCUCCCCCAGUGAAGCAUCGACUUCGAAAAGUGGAGGUGUACUAGAUCAGAAGACUAGUGCCAGCCUAAAGUCCAAAUGGCCUGUCUCCGAAGAUCUCUACGGGUCUGACUUACCGUGUCGCGUCCAAGGCGAGGUGGCGGACCUUGUUGUCCUGGGCGACAUUCCGCCAGAGAUCGACGGCACCUUCUAUCGAGUCACUGUUGACCCAUACGUACCUCCCCAUCCGCGGAACGUGCCCCUAGAUGGUGAUGGCAACAUCACGGCGCUCCGUUUUGAAGACGGGAAGGUCGACCUGAAAGUGCGCUAUGUCGAAACUGAGCGAUUGCAAAUCGAACGCAAGGCUGGAAAGGCUAUGUUCGGCUUAUACCGCAACCCAUUUUCGCAUCAUCCAUGCGUGAAGGCUGCAGUGGACUCGACGGCCAACACAAACUUGGUGCUUUGGGCGGGUAAAUUUCUGGCCUUGAAAGAGGGAGGUCUUCCAUAUCAGGUCGACCCGCACACCCUGGAUACCAUCACAUAUGAUCCUUUCCAGGACCAGGGGAUCAAGUCGAAGACGUUCACUGCGCAUCCGAAGAUCGACCCCUUCAGCGACGAGCUCGUAGUCCAUGGGUAUGAGGCCAAAGGACUCGCAAGCACCGACAUUGUCGUUUACGCCCUGGACAAGGAUGGCAAAAAGAAGGAUGAGCAGUGGAUCAAGAGUCCGCGGUGUGGGCCAAUCCACGACUGUGCCAUCACUCCCAAUUGGCUAAUCUUGGUCAUGUGGCCGUUCGAGGCUAACGUUGAGAGGAUGAAGAAAGGCGGCCAUCACUGGGCCUGGAGCUACGACUUGCCCGCCACUUUCAUCGUGGUUCCGAGACGCAAGAGUACCAAGCUCCCGGAUGGAUGGCAGGAGGGCGAGUACAGGGUCUACCACGAUCGGAAUGUGAUGCUAAUCCACACGGCCGGGGCUUGGGAGGCAGAUGACGGCAACACGCUCUUUAUCGAGACGACAAGAGUCCAUGACAACGGAUUCCCCUUCUUCCCACCCGAUGAUGGAAGGAUGCCCGCUGCCGAUGCGAAGGCUGAUUUUGUGCGGUUCAAGCUGGACCUGAGUCAGCCCACAGGGAGCAAGCUCGCUGGUGAGCCUGAAGUCGUGCUUGACAUCCCAGCCGAGUUCCCGCGCCUCGAUGAGCGUUUCCUUUCCAAGCCAUAUGAUGUCUCCUGGAUCAACGUCAUGACUCCGGCUGAGCACCGAGGCCAGGUGGCCACAGGAGAGGAGCAUCUGCUCGGGUUUGGCGGGUUGGAUGGGGUGGCUAUGCAUCGCUACUCCACCGGCGAGACCAAGAUUUACUGGACAGGAUUUGACGGGAUUUGCCAGGAACCCAUCUUCAUCCCUCGCUCGGAUGACGCUCCUGAAGGCGAUGGGUGGGUGAUGUGCAUGGUGGAGAGGAGAGCUGCCAACCUUUGUGAGGUGAUUCUCUUGGACACGAAAGACUUCACGAAGCCCGUGGCCAUCAUCAAAUUGCCCUUCCAUGUUAAGAACCAGGUACACGGAAAUUGGAUCGACCAGAGGAGGCUGAAAGAAAGGCGAAGCUUGGUGAAAGAGGGAGUGGACGUCAAGAUUAGCAAGAGGGGGGCCUUGGAGACUUGGGACAUAGAGUAG
Molecule: messenger RNA, 1686 nt
Organism: Diaporthe batatas
Lineage: Eukaryota; Fungi; Ascomycota; Sordariomycetes; Diaporthales; Diaporthaceae
Exons: 3
Coding region: 1-1686 (561 amino acids)
Biological process (GO): carotene catabolic process
Molecular function (GO): carotenoid dioxygenase activity
Source: RefSeq, a predicted model, not a curated record